Molecule: messenger RNA, 735 nt
Organism: Saccostrea cuccullata (small rock oyster)
Lineage: Eukaryota; Metazoa; Mollusca; Bivalvia; Ostreida; Ostreidae
Product: apolipoprotein L3-like
Exons: 2
Coding region: 145-582 (145 amino acids)
Biological process (GO): lipoprotein metabolic process; lipid transport
Cellular component (GO): membrane; extracellular region
Molecular function (GO): lipid binding
Source: RefSeq, a predicted model, not a curated record
GAAACAAACCUGACAGGAUAUAAUUCAUUCCAGGAAAUAAAACAUUUUGUUUUGCUAUACCGAUUUCUUUCUCAUUUCAAUACAUGCGCUUAAAAACAAGCUGUGAGUGUCGAUUUAUAAAGUCUUUAUUCAGAUAGACGAAUUAUGUCAGAUCGGGAAAUUGAUGCCAUACACAAGUAUGAAAGGUAUCUUGAAGAAUUUGUCAACCAGUAUGAAGAGUGGGUAAGGACUAGAAGAAGGGCCAUCAGAGAUUUAGAGCAAAUUGUGGCCGACAUGGACAGUGGUGAAUUUCAAAACAAUGUCACUCAAAUUGUAGGUAGUAGCGUUGGGGUGUUAAGCGGAAGCAUAAUGAUUGGAGCUUUGCUUCUUGCACCCUUCACAGCAGGUGCGUCUGCCGCCGUUGGUGCUGGAAUAGCAGCGGGGGUAGGUUUAGCUGGUGGAAUAACCAACCUCACUUCUGACCAAAUUGAUAAGAAUUAUGCUUUGAGAAAAUGCAAGGAAGCUGAAAACAUCAUACUAGGUGACCAAAAAAGAACAACCGACCUAGAUGAAAUCGUUUUACAGAAGCUUUGGAAACUUUGAGGGAUGUUGCUAAAUCUACAAAAAAGGAAAUAAAAACGAUGCUUAAAACCAUUAAAAGAGGAAAGAAAGUUGCGCAGGUCAUGUCGAAAACGGCAUGUUUGGUCGGGAAAGGAGGUCGAGGAAUCGGGAUGACUGCCGGAAAACUAAUUGGUA